This is a messenger RNA of Xyrauchen texanus (razorback sucker), 3178 nucleotides long. Its product is annotated as serine-rich adhesin for platelets-like. Bases 292 to 2151 code for a protein of 619 amino acids. The record is from RefSeq and is a predicted model, not a curated record. Lineage: Eukaryota; Metazoa; Chordata; Actinopteri; Cypriniformes; Catostomidae. The transcript is spliced from 9 exons.
AGCGCCGGAGGAAACUUCAGCUGACACAAGCAGACAGAGAAAGACACUGAAAUAUUAAAAUGCAUCUUAAGAAGAGCGGCUGAGGAUUAUUGUUUAUUGUGACAUCGCAUUAGAUAUGAGAUCAGCACAACAUUCAUGCACCGCAGGUCACCAAAUGCUGCCAUUCAUCGGGCGACCUGAUAAAAAAGAAUAGUGUGAAUCACACGCCUCUCCCUGCUUCUACAGGAAGUGAGCUUUGGCGGCUUUACUUCCAGUCUUCUUCAAACUUUAUGCCUGAGUGACGGAUACGCCAUGUCAAACGGUGCAACUCUCCAAGGUCUCUUGUUUACUGCGGUCUCUCUUUCAAGCUGGGCAGCACCACUAGAGAGCAUCGUCUCAUUGGAUGGCACGUGCUGUGAAGGACGACAGCAAAGAACGUUUGAGAACCAAAGAGAAGAUAAGGGGACAGCAUGGCCUCUAACGGGAGCUCCUCUACAGAAGGACAACAGAAAAUGGGAGUCAGUUACUUCCUCAUCUUCAUCAUCUCAUCUCCCAUCAUUGGUGUCAGGCUCAAGCGAUGGUUCAUUCAGCCUUUCCCCAACCGCUGCCAACAUAUCUCUAACCAUUACCAGUGAGGACACAUUCACUGGCAUGCAUACAGAUGUCAUCUCCUCCAAUCUACCUCAGUCAUCUGCUCCAGAUGGCCUUGGAAGCGUUGAGGAGGAAGCAGUUGUAAACAGCAGUGCUCGAGAAGGGUUGGGCAGAGCGACAGCAGUUGGAAACGAGGACAGACAGUCCGGGGCGGGUGAGCGAGCAGUCUGGUCUAACGCUCGAUAUCAGAAGCACUCAGUAGGCGAGCAGCAGAGCUCAACCAUUCCGGCCUCCAGACAAUCGGUUGUGGAACAUUUCCUGGGGACUACAGAUGGCGUGUCUCUCCUACAGGCUUCGACAACCUCUUCUACGGUCGGCCUAGAGAGAGAUGAGCCACUUAGAUUUAUCUCAGAGGAUGUUGAAGCAUCUAACGGGUCGUCUGGAUUUACAGAAGGAAAGAUUGGGAACAUCCAGCCAGGAGGGUUAGGUGAUAAAGAGACGGUGACACCACUAACAAGAACUCCCCUACAGAAGGACGACAGAAGACUGGAAGCAGAUACGAUCACCGGAACUCCGUCAGACUCAACCGAUGGUCCAUCCAGGUUCUCUCCAUUGACCACUAACCCAAACACACCCAAAACAUCUUUAACCAUUACCAGUGGAGACUCGCUGGGUGGGUUAGAUCUCCUGGAUAACACACCUGUGUCCGGACUCCGUCAGCUGGAUCUGACCUUUAACUCCAGAUUGGUGGAUCCUUCUGAUACCUGGACAGAACCAGUUCACCUGCUGGGAGAGGACGUUAGUGCUCUUUCCACAGCUCUGGAGGUAGGCACAGAUGCGACCAUGUCCUCUGAAGACCUGCCGUUGAUAUUUGAGCCGUUUGAGGAUGUCACCGUGCCGGUGUCUGAACCGUCUGUCGCCAUGGUACCAACAGCUGUAUCUAUGGGAGAUGCAGAACUUGAGCAAAUGGUGUCCAUGGAUACGGCCCACACCCCCUCUGAUGUCACUCUCUCUGAAGCUCAGGAUUGGCCAUCAUCAUGGCAGAUGUCUGGAGUUCAGAAGUCUGAUGUCGUCAGUGAUGACAUCACACAGACUUCGGUUACCCAGCAACCUCUGACGGGCGCUGUUCAGUUACCAGCAUUAAAACCAAAGACAGACACGGAAGAUGGUGAAUCUAGAGAGGAGCCUGAUGAAGAUGAGGUAGAUGAGGAGACUAAUUCUGAUGAAGACGAGGAGGAGAGCGAAGAGGACCUGACAGAAACCACCAUCUCACCCCCCACACGCGCCCCCUACAGUCUGAUACCCCCUCCUCCAGUCUGGGUGCAGCGGAACCAGGGAUUGGUGCGGAGCUGGGUUGAACUUAUAAGAGAAAAGGCCGGUUAUGUGUCUGGUAUGUUGGCACCGGUUGGCAUCGGAAUAGCUGGUGCUCUUCUGCUGGUUGGCGCUCUGUACAGUAUCAGAGUGAUUCAUCGCAAACGGAGGGACAAUUUUAAACAUCAGAGGAGGAAGCCGCCCAGAGAAGUUCGGAGCGGACCCGACAACACAAUGCUGCUGGCCGACAGCUCAGAGGACGAAUUCUGAUGAAGACAAUCAAACAUCUAGAAACCGUUUGUGCUUCAGUCCGGAUACAAACAGGAAUGAUUGUCGUUUCACCGCUUGCCACUCAAAUAGUGCUGAAACACAGUAAACACAUUUAUAAAUGGAUUUUUCUUUAAGAAUCACCUCUUUUGAGAAACGUUACAUACAUUGAACAUUUCAACUGCAAAACUGCUGUUAAUAAUUAAUAGUUUAAAAUGUUCACAAAUAUACAUACUUGACUGUCGUGUAAUUCAUGUUUUAAUAGUACAUUCAUUAAUCGUGCAGCAUUUUAUGACAUUUUCUGCAAGAUACUCCGCCUGCUUUGGUGUCAUAUAUGUGAAACUAUUAAACACCAGGUGUGUUAUUUCAUUUAGCGCAGUGGUUCUCCAACUAUGUACGCAGACAAAAAAAACCAUUUGCAAAUAAAUUGGACAUUUAUUAUGAAAUGUUCCGUAGCUCAAAGUGCUUUAACUAAUUAUUUGCACGUUUUAUAAUGUUGCAAAGCUGAAAAGAAAAAUGCAUAUGCAUUUGCAACAUUAUAAAACGUGCAAAUAAUUAGUUAAAGCACUUUGAGCUACGGGACAUUUCAAACUUAAUGUCAAAUGCACCACUGACAUUCUUUUAAAUGGUGUCCUGAUAAACACAUCAUGAAAUGUUUAUGUAUAUACAGUAUAUAGUUUGUUUUCACUGUAAAUAUAUGAUUGGUACAAUGUUUUCAUUUUGUAAUGACAAUCCGAUAAUGUGCAGUUCAAUAUGAACUCAUUACGUGUGCCUCUGUAAUGGCAAUCCUUUUAUUUCAUUUCUUAAAAAAACGUUAAUAGAUAAUAAUGAAUCAUAAUGUUGAUAAUAAUGAAUCAUAAAUUCACUGCAGGCUUGUGAUGGUAUUUUUAAUUCAUUGCAUUUAAAAAAUAUUUUUGUCAAAGUUGUGAAAUAGAUCCGUACUGUAAAGGGUGUUCAGGAUCCUGUACAGAAACACGUGAAAAUAUGAAAUCAUUUACAGUACAUCACUGUAAAUAAAAACAAAAACAAA